CUUGUUAGUUAAUCACUCUAACCAAACGGGCCCUUACAAAAUACUACCCAAUCUUAGCGGGUCUUUCAAAGAAACCAUUCUAUACCUCAAAAAUCAGUUUUGAGAAAAACUCGAGAAACUCCAAUGGCUUCUCAAACCCUAAUUCUCCAAAACCCAAAUCUUCCCAGAACUACCAUCCUCUCUCCUCCUUCAACCCUAAUCUACUCGAAACCCAGAACGAUUUCAUUGUUCACACGGCCAAAUUCACUCGCAGCUCCUUCUUUACACAUCCUUAAAUCUAAAAAAUUCACAGUUUUGGCAUCAUCCUCAACUGUUCUCGAAAACCCCUCUGCGAAAUCUGACCCUUUAAUCACUCGCUCUACGCGUACAAUUACAACUUUUUUUGCAGUCACUUUGGCUGUAUCGAAGUUGGUUUUCCAAAAAUUGAGCUUUAAUGGAUUGGGGCAAUCUCUGGCGUAUUCUGCGGGACCAAUGUUUUUCGCUGCCCUUAGGAAUCAGCCUACAACAGGAGGAUUGAAUACCCCUUUCACCGUGGUUGCUGCUGGAAUGGCGAAAUGGCUUGACAUAUACAGUGGGGUUUUAAUGGUUCGGGUUUUGCUCAGUUGGUUUCCGAAUAUACCUUGGGACAGGCAGCCAUUGUCAGCUAUUAGGGACCUUUGUGAUCCUUAUUUGAAUCUCUUCAGGAACAUAAUUCCCCCAAUUUUUGACACUUUGGAUGUGAGUCCUCUUUUGGCUUUUGCAGUUUUGGGUACACUCGGUUCAAUUCUCAACAGCAGCAGGGGAUCUUACUGAGGCAAUUGGCAACAUAUGGUGCUUCCAUGGUUAUGCUGCUGAGACAUGCUGUCAUUUGAAUUGAUCAUGGAGUGGGGAGAGCCACGAGGUCUCAACUUCAAAUUUCAGCGGAGUAAAAAAUGUUAUGCUCAAACUUGGAGGACAUUGUAAGCCGAUACCUCUAUGUUGGUGUGCAAAAGCUGGUUUGAAUACCGAUGUUAUAAAAAAAGAUGUUGCAUUUUGGUUUGCAGACCUGGAAAAGUGUAGUAGUGUUUGUCCGUGCUGGUGCUCAUAUAAUCCGCCAACAUCUUCAAAUACUUUAACGAUUUCUUUUUUAUCAACUCGAAGUGAAGUUUGAAUA
Molecule: messenger RNA, 1132 nt
Organism: Solanum tuberosum (potato)
Lineage: Eukaryota; Viridiplantae; Streptophyta; Magnoliopsida; Solanales; Solanaceae
Product: ylmG homolog protein 1-2, chloroplastic-like
Exons: 2
Coding region: 124-792 (222 amino acids)
Biological process (GO): chloroplast fission
Cellular component (GO): membrane; chloroplast
Source: RefSeq, a predicted model, not a curated record